AUGAAGAUCUCUUCUGAGGAUUUAACCAAUGGCGAUUUGCUGCUGCUGAAGCCAGGCAUGAGGGUGCCGUGCGACUUGCUGCUGCUGCAGGGGACAGUGGUGCUAGAUGAACACUGCCUUACUGGGGAGUGCUUUCCAGUACUUAAGGGCUCUUUGCCCCUCAGUAAGAACUGCGAAAGAGUCAUAUCUUUGGAGCAGGAGUCGGGUCACUUGGUGUUUGCUGGAACAGAAGUUUUGGCUUCGACGGGCAGCACCGAAACAACUGGAAACUUCGCAGGAGAGUCUCUGUCGUUUUUGUUUUGUUUGGCGCUGCUGACAGCAGUUGCAAUUUGCUUCACUGGAUAUUCUUUUUAUAAAAGAGGAGUUCAUUUCAAAACUGCUUUUUUCCUUUUGGGAGAUUUGCUGACAGACGCUUUGCCCCCAGCCCUCAGGGCCACCCUCUCCGUUUCCCUCACAGCUGCUGCUGCCAGGCUGUUUUCGCUCUACGGCAUUUCCGUUGUGUCUCCCAGCCGCAUCAAUGCCUGCGGCUUCGUGCGCUGUCUUUGUUUGGACAAGACGGGGACUUUGACUGAAGAUGGAGUUUCUUUGUUGGGUUGUCUCACAGCUUGCCACUGCAGCAGCAGCAGCAGCAGCAGCAGCAGCAGCAGCAGCAGCAGCAGCGGCAGCAGCAGCGGCGUCGGCGGUGGUGGGGCGUGCAGCUGCGGGGAGGGGCGGCGGGAGGCCGAGCGCAGCGCCGCUGCGCGCGGCAGAGAUACUGCAGCAGCAGCAGCAGAUAGCCCAGCAGCAGCAGCAGCAGCAGCAGCAGCAGCAGCAGCAGCAGCAGCAGCAGGAGCGACCUCCCACCUCAGCGACUCCCUCGUGCCUGCGUCGGCGCUGCAGCCCUGCAGCAGCAGCUGCUGCGCCUGCUGCAGCUGCCGCAUUCAUUUGCUGCAGUGCAUGUCUUGCUGCUCUUCUCUUGCAAACAUAAAAGGGAAUGUUGCAGGUGACCCUCUUGAGGCCUGUUUGCUUGCUGCUGCUGGCUGGCAGCUGAUGGAUGCUGCUGCUGCUGCUGCUGCUGCUGCUGCAGCAGCAGCAGGGGGCCGCAAGGCGCGAAGUGCAGCGGGAGGAGCAGCAGAAGCGGCAGAAGAAGCAGCAGCAAAUGAGCUGCACCUCGCGCAGCAGUUCGAGCUGCUGCAGCAACGGCUAGGCGCAGCAGCAGCAGCAGCAGCAGCAUCAAGGGGAGCCACAUUCUUCUUUCCCAGGCGGCAGCAAACAAAUGCGGCCUCCUGGGACCUGGGCCCCAGACUCUGCGUCAUUCGCCGCUUUCUGUUCAACGCUCUGGUCAUGCGGAUGUCAGUGAUUGCCAUUUGCCUCAACACUGGGGCUUUGAUGAUAUAUUCGAAGGGCAGCCCUGAGAGUUUGCUGCCUCUUUGCGACCCUGAGACGGUGCCGCCAGGCACUGAGAAGCGCAUCACCGAUUUUGCUGCUUUGGGAUACAGAGUGCUGGCUGCAGCGUGGCGGCCCGUGGGGCGGCAGGAAAAGUGGGAGCGGGUGGAGCGGCAGCAGGCCGAGAGCAGUUUGCUGUUUUUGGGAUUAUUUGUUUUUGUAAAUAAAUUAAAAAAAGAAACAAAAGAAACAAUUAAAGUUUUAAAAGAAGCAAAAAUCGACCUGCGAGUUCUCACCGGCGACUCGCCGCACACGGCCAUCGGCGUUGCUGCGGAGUGCGGCAUGCUCGACGGCCAGGACAGCAGCAGCAGCUGCUGCUGCUGCUGCAGCAGCGGCAGCAGCAGCAGCGGAGAGCCGGGCGAAGUGGGCGCGCAUGCGAAAGACACGCGGGCUCUACAGAGCCACACAGACAGCAAAAGCUUCGCACAGCUGCAGCAGCAGCAGCAGCAGCAGCAGCAGCAGCAGCAGCAGCAAGAGCCGCUGCAACAGCUGGAGCAGUAUUUUGAGGGACACCAACCGCUUCAUAUCUUACGCACACAUCAUGCGUUGAUUAUGGGAGAUGUCUACUCCCGCCACGAAGAAGCUGUUGGCCGCCGGGAGUUUCUUGUCUGGUCUUUGGUGCUGCUGCCGCGGGGGCCUGACGCGCAGCAGCAGCAGCAGCAGCAGGAGCAGCAGCAGCAGCAGCAGCAGGAGCAGCAGCAGCAGCAGCAGCAGGAGCAAGACCCUGCAGCAGGGCUGCAGCCUUUGUCUUCUCUAGAUAUUCGCGUGCUGCUGUCGCUGCUGCCGGAUGCAAGAAAAGCUGUUUUGGUGUUAACAGGCCGCGCCUUCCGCCACCUCUCCCGGCUGCACUUCUUGCUGGGGCUUCCCUUUUCUGAGCGCUGCGACCAAAUAGUUCAAGACGUUUUGGCUCGACAUCAUUACCAGCUGCAGCAGCUGCAGCAGCAGCAGCAGCAGCAGCAGCAGCAGCAGCUGCCGUCGGUGCAGCAGCAGCAGCAGCAGCAGGAACAGCAGCAGCAACAGCUGGGCGCAGGAAGCGCGCACGCGGAGUCCGCGCUGCUGCCGCUAGCUGAACUUCCCCCCCAUGCCGAUCAACAGCAGCAGCAGCAGCAGCAGCAGCAGCAGCAGCACGGGGCUGCUGCUCACGCCGAAAAGCUCAGAGAUGCUGUUGAAGAUCUGCUGUUUCAGACAUCCAUGCUGCUGCCACAGCCGCAGCUGCAGCAGCAGCAGCAGCAGCAGCAGCCGGCCAGCCAUCUUCACUUUACUUUUACAGACUCAAAGUACAGAUCUUCUGAGGAAGACACAAUGCAGCAGCAGCAGCAGCAGCAUGAGGCGGACGAGGAACUGCUGCAGCAGGAAGCAGCAGAUGCGCUGCAGCAGCACUUGGGGGAUCUGCAGCAGCAGCACCCCGGAGAGCUGCUGCUGCCAGACGCAGCAGCACAUGCUUCUCUGUCUCGCGUUGACCGAAUUCAGCAGCUGCUGCACCAUCCAGAGUACCACAGGACGGAAGCAGCAGAGGCAGCAGCAGCAGCAGCAGCAGCAGCAGCAGCAGCAGCAGCAGGCACUGAAGAACCGUGUGGGAGCCCCCGAGGGCCCCUCAGCUGGCUGCUGCGCUUCUGCCGGCAGCAGCAAAGAUCUGCUCGUGUUGUUCCCUCUUUCGCGGGGCAGCGCUCUUCUCCUUCCAGCAGCAGCAGCAGCAGCAGCAGCAGCAGCAGCAGCAGCAGCAGCAGCAGCAGCAGCAGCAGCAGUUGGUCUCUGGGGAAACUGCGCGCUGCAGCAGGUCGAUUUGGGCUUGUCCGACAUGGCCACAGCGAGGCCUUGCGAGAGCCGCUGCUGCACACUGAGCAGCAGCAGCAGCAGCAGCAGCAGCAGCAGGAACGGGAAAGGGAAGCUUACCUGCAGCAGCAGCAGCAGCAGCAGCAGCAGCACUUGGCGCUGAAGCUGGAAGCCCCCGUGUCUCCUCUUGUUGCUGCUGGAGGCCUCACAGAUUUAAUGCAUCAUGAAAAUUCAGCAGCUGCAGCAGCAGGUGCGCAGCGGCCGCAGCCGCCAGCAGCAGCAGCAGCUGCUGCAGCACUGCUAAUGGGCGCCAGCCGCAGCAGCAAGGCUGGCCCCACAGCCCCAGCAGCAGCAGCAGCAGCGCAGCAGCAGCAGCAGCAGCAGCAGCAGCAGCAGCAGCAGCAGCAGCAGCAGCAGCAGCAGCAGCAGCAGCAGAAGCAGCAGCAGCAGCAGCAGCAGCAGCAGCAGCAGCAGCAGCAGCAGCAGCAGCAGCAGCAGCAGCAGCAGUUGCUGCUGCAGGCCGGGACAUGA
Eimeria necatrix is the source of this 3729-nucleotide messenger RNA. RefSeq names its product cation-transporting ATPase, putative. Lineage: Eukaryota; Apicomplexa; Conoidasida; Eucoccidiorida; Eimeriidae. The transcript has 11 exons. The record is from RefSeq and is a predicted model, not a curated record. Gene Ontology annotation, cellular component: membrane. Gene Ontology annotation, molecular function: P-type transmembrane transporter activity; ATP binding; ATP hydrolysis activity. The coding region runs from base 1 to 3729 and encodes 1242 amino acids.